Messenger RNA from Anthonomus grandis grandis, 4449 nucleotides. It is a transcript of the gene Vps15, whose product is annotated as phosphoinositide 3-kinase regulatory subunit 4. Gene Ontology annotation, cellular component: phosphatidylinositol 3-kinase complex, class III, type I; late endosome; phosphatidylinositol 3-kinase complex, class III, type II. The coding region runs from base 97 to 4167 and encodes 1356 amino acids. Lineage: Eukaryota; Metazoa; Arthropoda; Insecta; Coleoptera; Curculionidae. Gene Ontology annotation, molecular function: protein serine/threonine kinase activity; ATP binding; protein binding. Gene Ontology annotation, biological process: macroautophagy; protein phosphorylation; autophagy of peroxisome. The transcript is spliced from 21 exons. The record is from RefSeq and is a predicted model, not a curated record.
UAAGAGAAAACUAUAAACAAACACAAUAACUGAUUUUUCUUUUUUUGACGAAGCAAAAUAUUGUAUUUCUUAUUAAUUAUUUAGCUGCAAAAGGCCAUGGGAAAUCAAUUAGUUUGCAUAGCCUCUUCACAAAUAUUGCCAGUGGAAUGGUAUUUAAAAGAUCAUCGAGAAUUAAAAUUUGAUAUAAGUUUGGGCAGUACUAGAUUUUUAAAAGUGGCCAGAGCAGAGUCACAAGAGGGUCCUGUAGUUGUAAAAGUUUUUGCCAUUCGAGAUCCCUCCCUCCCUUUACAGGGUUACAAAGAUCGCUUGGAAGAGAUCAGAAAAAAAUUAUCUGCUGCAGUUAAUUGUACUCCUUACCAAAAGUUUAUUCUCACAGAUAAAGCUGCAUUACUCAUACGAGAGUAUGUCAAGUAUAGUUUGUAUGAUAGGAUUAGCACCAGGCCCUUUUUGACUAAUAUUGAAAAGAGAUGGAUAACUUUUCAAAUUUUAUACGCGCUGCAUCAGUGCCAUAAAGUAGGUGUUUGUCAUGGUGACAUCAAAUUAGAAAAUAUUACGGUCACUUCCUGGAACUGGGUUAUGUUAGUUGACUUUGCUUCUUUUAAGCCUACAUUUUUGCCCAUAGAUAAUCCUGGUGACUAUUCUUACUUUUUUGAUACAUCACGUAGAAGAACUUGUUACAUAGCUCCAGAAAGAUUUUCUAACUCUACCAAUUUAUCUUCAAAUGAGAGUGCCGCGCUAAUUUCAGAGACCAUUUGUGAUUCUGGUGACCUCACCCCUGCUAUGGAUAUUUUUUCUGCUGGAUGUGCUCUACUGGAACUAUGGAAUGAACUUCAUUUUCCGUUUGAUUAUUCCCAACUUUUGGCAUAUAAGGCUGGAAAAUUUUCACCUCAAAAACAUCUCGAUAAAUUGGAAGAUCCAAAUUUAAAAUGUUUGAUAUCUAGCAUGAUUGACAGAGAUCCGUUGAAACGUUUAACAGCAGAAGACUAUUUAGAUCAGCAUAAGGGUAAACUAUUCCCGGAAUAUUUUUAUACAUUUUUGCAGUCCUACAUGCUAAUAUUCUCCGCUAACCCUAUAAUGUCUUCAGAUGAAAAGAUUAUGAGGCUUAAAGGUGAUAUCGGGAAUAUUUUUAAAUUUCUUGGUCCAGUAAAGAAAUCUUAUGAAGAUGAAAAUCAGGAUGAGGAUGAUGCAGAAGAUGAAAAAGUAGACCCGGAAAAGUACCAAGUAAGGGGCGAAAGUGAAGGUUUGGUCCUUAUAACUUCAUUAGUAACCUCUUGCAUUAGAGGUCUACAUGAGUGCCCCUCAAAACUCUUCAGUUUAGAGAUCCUUCUGGAGUUAGCUUACCAUGCCAGUGAUGAAACUAUUUUAGAUAGAAUUUUGCCUUGCUUGAUGUUUUUGGCCCAUGAUAACAGUUCUAGAGUGAAAAUUGCCGCCAUAAAUACUAUAACAAAAUGUUUGGAUUUGGUGCAAAGGCUGCCACGGUCGGACGCAAAUAUUUUUCCGGAGUAUAUAUUACCGGAAUUAGCACCUCUAGCGACAGAUCCGAAUGCUUGUGUACGAGCCGCAUAUGCAAAAAAUAUUAGCGGUUUAGCACAAAUUGCUUUGAGAUAUCUAGACCAAAUUCAAAAUAUUUGGUGCGGAGAAGAAACCACAGAAAAGGCCGACGAUGAACAUACAUUCAACUAUGAGCUAGAACUUCAAGCCUUACACGAGAUGGUCCAACAAACUGUUAGCGCAUUGCUAACUGACAGUCACAGUAUCGUCAAACAAGCUCUUAUAAAUAACGGCGUUAAUAAGUUAUGCAUAUUUUUUGGUAAAGCUAAAGCAAAUGACCUAAUAUUAUCUCACAUGAUAACGUUUUUAAACGACAAAGAAGACACGCAACUUAGAAAAUCAUUUUUUGAUUGCAUAGUGGGAGUAACUUCAUAUAUUGGAUGGCAUUGCUCAAGCAUACUUACACCGUUGCUUUUGCAAGGAUUAACAGAUAGUUCAGAAUUCGUUAUAAGGAAAGCAAUAUUAGCAAUGGCUUCUUUAACAGAAUACAAUCUUGUAACCACGUCAGCUCUUUGCGAACUUAUAAUAGAGUGUUCGUACUUUCUGGUUCAUCCAAAUUUAUGGAUUAGAGAAGCUGUGUGUGGUUUUAUUGCAAAAGCUGGACAGACACUAUCUGUUCUCGAUAUACAGUGUAAAGUUAUGCCUCACUUAGAAAAAUACAUGAAGUAUAAAUUGAUUCAGAUUGAAAAGUCAGAGCUUCUGCUAGAUUCCUUAGUCUCUCCCAUUCCUAGAAGCGUGUACGAAAAUGUUAUAAAUUAUUCAGAUAUUAAUCAACUUAUGGAAGUUUUAGAAGAAAGAAAACAUAUAAGGGAUUGCAUCAAUUCCAGAACUGAGCAUGAUUCCAGUUACAAUAAUUUUUAUGUUAAUAUGAGCUCUAACUUGAAAAGUCUAUUUAGGCGACUAGAAGCUAAUGGAAUGACCGAACAAGUGGAGGAAUAUCUUUUAAAAAUGGGUCACCAUUUGAAGAAAAUUCACAAAUACAAAAGCAGUGCAGAUGCAAGGCCCAAAAGUAGAGAUGGAAAAACUGACGUUGAUAGUUUGAACUCAAGUGUUAGAAAUAAAGUAUUCCACUUUAGCGAUCCUCAUAAAAACGACUAUGGAAGAACUGGGUUACACAGAACAAACACCCUAGGCUCUAUAGAUACAAACUCUGAUUGGAAUUGCAGUUCCGACGUGCUCACGCGGCAGUCGGAAUCAACCAAUAGCGGAGCUCCGUCGUCGCGAUCUACAAGUAGCAGGCCGUCAUCUCCUCCACCAGAUGGGCAACUGACACAGUUUAUCAGUACGACAACAGAUGCAUCUAGCUUGCAUGAAAAAAGUUUUAUUCAAUAUCGUAGGUCGACUUGCUACAUAGAAUUAACAAAACUCAAGAACAUUCAGCAGGAACAUUAUUUUGAGGCUUUAAGAAAUAAAGAAUGGGCAGAGCAGGCCGCCUGGAAACCCCAACUACCUCCUCCAGGGUGGCAUCCCAGAGGUAUACUGGUCGCCCAUUUACAUGAACAUAAAAACGCAGUUAAUAGAUUAUGUAGAUUUCCUGACUCACCUUUAUUUGCUAGUAGUUCAGUUGAUGGAACAGUAAGAGUUUGGGAUUGUUCGUCAUUCGAAGCAGGUGGUUUCGCUAAUAGAAGCAAGCAACAAUUUCGCUUACCAAAUGCCUCUUCUAUCACUGGAAUGACCGUGUGUGAUGGUGGUCAAUCGUUGGCAGUUUCAAGUCAAAACUCUUGGAUUGGUGUGUUGAGAGUUGACCCUGCUAGCUCCAAAUUAAGCACAUUCCAAUCAAGACAACUAGACCCAUACAGUGAGGGUUUUGCAGUCGAUUUACAAUGUUUAGAUCCAGGAACGCAGAGUACAGUAGUAUAUGCAACCCUUUACGGAGAUUUAGUCGGUUGGGAUCUUCGACAACCUGGAGUGGCCUGGAGAUUAGAAAAUGGACUUAGACAAGGGGUGAUUACCACAUUUUGCAUUGACACGCACCAAAAUUGGCUAGCACUAGGUACCUGCGAUGGCAUGCAUACUGUGUGGGACUUGCGGUUUAGGUUACCAAUUACGACCAUUAAUCUGCCCACUCAGGGAAACCAGGCUGUAAGAAUUAGGAAAGUGAUACCACACCCCACCGAGCACUCGUGGCUUUUAUCUAGUGUCCAAGGGAAUAAUGAAAUUUCCAUGUGGAAUUUGGAAACCGGAUCUCGACAAAAAGUCUUGUGGGGCAGUACAACGCCGCCUUUAUCAAUUUUAAACCCGACCACACAUAGUGUUUGCGCGAUGCAGGCAGGCUGUAUAGAUAGAUCACCGUUUUUGUUGUCAGGUGGUACAGAUCAAAGAUUACGGUUUUGGAAUUUAGAGAGCCCCUCAGAAAGUUAUUUGGCCCUGCCAGCAGCUAGUGACGCACCUGGAACCACGUUAAGUUAUCGUAGCAGAUUAAUUGAUGGCACUGACGUAGUAUACGAGGAGCACUUAGAUAAUCGAAGACCUAGAGACGAAGAACUUCCCAGAGCCGGACCUGAACCACCGGCCCCAGGCCAUAAGGACUGUAUUACAGAUAUAGCUUUAUGUAAAGCCAGUCAAUGUUUUAUGGUAACCGCCUCCAGAGAUGGAGUCAUUAAAGUAUCAAAAUAAGAUAAUUACUUUACAACACAUUUUAUUGUGAUAUUAGAUGGCUUACCUAGAUACUAGUUUUUGUUUUAUCUAAGCAUGUAGCCUAUUUUGAUUCUAUUGUCAGACUUGUUAUGUUGUGAAUGUAAAAUUAGAAAUUAAGUUAUGAUUGGAUACUUUCAGUUAUGCUAAUUUAGUUAGCAGUAAGAUACCUUAAAUAUUAUUGUUAUCCUUUUUUAAUAUUAGGUUGUAUAUAGUAAUAAUUAUUUAUAGAUUUAGUCAAAAUAAUAAAUAUACAUAAAACAA